AUGGACCUCAUACAGCUUGAGGAUGUGGUUGCGGUAUUGGGAAGGACACUUGCGGAAGACGAUCCUUCUCGACUAGGAUCAGAGCAUGACCUAGCAGUCGCUUAUCGGACGAACGGCCAAAUUCAGGAGGCAGUGCUGCUGCUUGAGCAUGUGGUUACGGUGCGAGAAAGGACACUUGCGGAAGAUGACCCUCUUCUUCUCGGAUCGCAGCUUGACCUCUCAGUCACUUAUCAAUCCGAUGGCCAGAUUAAGGAGGCAGUUCAGCUACUCCAGCAUAUCGUUGAGGUGAAGGAAAAGGCACUGGCUGUAGACGAUCCUUCUCUACUCCAAUCCAAGCAUAUGCUCGCAGUCGCAUAUCAAACCGAUGGCCAGACAAAGAAGGCUGUUGAACUCCUUGAGUAUGUGAUCUCUGUCGGUGGAAGGAAACGUGGUGAAGACCACCCUGCUCUACUGGUAUCAAAGCAGGACCUUGUAGUCGCAUAUCAAGAUAAUGGUCAGAUUAAGGAGGCAGUGCAGCUGCUUGAGCAUCUGGUUGCGGUGCGAGAAAGGACACUUGCUGAAGAUCCUUUUCUGCUAGAAUCACAGCAUGACCUAGCAGUCGCUUAUCGGACGAACGGCCAGAUUAAGGAGGCAAUGCAGCUGCUCCAGCAUGUGGUUAUGGUGCAAGAAAGGACACUUGCUGAAAACGAUCCUUCUCAACUAGGGUCUCAGCGUGAACUUGCAGCCACAUAUCGGGCUGAUGGUCAGAUUAAGAAGGCAAUACAACUGCUUGAGCAUGUGGUCGCGGUGCGAGAAAGGACACUUGCGGAAGACGACCCUCUUCUUCUCGGAUCGCAGCUUGACCUCUCAGUCGCUUAUCAAACCGAUGGCCAGAAUCAGGAGGCAGUUCAGCUACUCCAGCAUAUCGUUGAGGUGAAGGAAAAAGCACUUACUGAAGACGAUCCUUCUCUACUCCAAUCCAAGCAUACGCUUGCGAUCGCAUAUCAAAACGAUCGCCAGACAAAGAAGGCGGUUGAGCUCCUUGACCAUGUAGUUGCGGUGCGUGAAAAGACGCUGGCUGAAGACGACCCAGCUCUACUGAGAUUACAACACGACCUCGCCGUGACAUAUCACAGCGACGGCCAGACUAAGAAGGCGAUCGAGCUCCUUGAGCAUGUGGUUGCUGUGGGAAGAACACUUCCCGAUGAUCAUCCGGUUCGAUUGGCAUCGCACCGUAUUCUUGCACCGUUGCUGAUGGCUUUUCUUCAUCAAGAUCGGGGACAUGAGAUCCAGAUUACCGAAGAUGUUAUCAGGAUGGCUGCAGAGAAUAAGGAACAUGGGGAACGGCUGAUGACCCUCCUCAUUUUUUACCGAGGGGCGGAGAUAAAGAUCACUGAAGGAAUUCUCAAAGCCGCCGCGGAGAAUAAGGAAUGUGGGGAUCGGAUAAUGGCCCUCCUCCUUGACAAACGAGGAGACGAGAUCACGAUCACCGAAGAAGUACUCAAGGCGGCCGCAUUCAAUGAGUUUAGAGGAGAAUGUUUGAUGGGCCUCCUUCUCAACGAACGGAGAACCAAGAUCAGAAUCACUGAAGAAGUAAUCAAGGCAGCGGCAGGGAACGAGAGGAGUGGACAAAGUGUGAUGACUCUCGUUCUUGAUAGACUGGAAGAGACCAAGGACGCUGAGACCAACAUUAUACAUACCUGGACACGGGACCUUCAGACCAUCGGAUACAGUCUCGAAGAGGUUGCGUCCCUUCUACUACAAGAAGCACGGGACUCCCCUUGGAUAUAUUUUGAGCCCAACGACUUCCCUCGUACUCAACCGCAGCCUGGUCUACACAUUUUUCAAUGUUCCCAUCAUUGUUGCUCGUAUCGCCAAUCGGGGCAUGCUCGGAACAUGAAGACUUGGCCCCCAGAACAUCACUCAAGGACCCGCGGCCAUGAGGACAUAAUUGAAAUGAUUGAAGAGUUAUGUGGUUUAGCGGGCGUAAGCCCCAGAUCUCGAAAUAUGACUGAUUGGGUCGGAUCCGCCGAGUUCACCGAAGAAAAUCAAAUGGUAGCAGUGUCAUAUACACUACCGACUGAUCAAAGCCAUGUCUUCGAUUUAAAGAGCUUCAAAUCUCGUAUAUCUCGUGCUCUGGAAUACUUUCGCUCUGCCGCUGGCAUAGUACAGUCGCAUGGUCUAUGCUGCGACUCCUUUACUGUCCUCACGUCUAAAAAUCAAAAUCACAAAGAGGCAGCUACUCUUACUGCAGAAGUUACCCCUGUUGAUUUUCAACUUGUGCUCAAUCUGGCUGAAGCAUUGAAAUCGCCACCGGAACUACCUACUGUUGACAAACUUCUAGCCGCAUCUAGAGCAAUUCUGAACAUCGUCUGUCCAACACUACCUGAGUUACGGGGAGGCAGUGACAUACAAUACUGCCUACAUCUUUGCGCGUUAACAGUUCAGUUUCUCUGCCUUGGGUUUUUGUCGUAUACGCAAGCACAUAUCGGCCCUCUUCAACCAUUCUUCUUGGAGAAGCCCUUAAUUCAGGUGAAAUUGUUAGGGCUACGAAGGGAAGAAGGCUUUCCUUGUUUGAUAGCAAAGCUCGUUGAGCUCACCUGUUUGGGCAAAAUGACCCGUCGACCGGUUUUGAUUUUCCAAGCCGGUAAGCAUAUCGCACAACAUCAAACAUCAGAGCGGCCGCAAGAUCGACAAAAUAUCCAAAAAUAUGACGUAUUCGGCCGUGCUGAAUAUAUAAUGGAUACAUGGGGACCGGGAAAUCUCAUAUUUCCAAGAAAACCGUCAAGGCUCCCAAUUGCCAUCAAACUUGGAGAUGGCUUCCUCUUCGGAAUUGAACAUGAGAAAUGCCAUUGGGUCCGGGGAAUGAAAGAUAUGAUGAACGCCAGCGCCAUGGACCUUCAACGGCCGCUUCUAAUCGGCGUCUUGGUUGAAGUGAAUAAUAUGUGUCAACUGGACGAAGCACAGUGCCGGAGAAUUUCAUCUAGUGCCUUUGAACAUCUCGGGACAUUCCGCUCCUCAUGGAAAAAGGCACACCGGACAGGGGGGAUGACCGGUGGUCAGUACGUCUCUGCUCAAUAUUCGGUAGGUUGGGACAAGAAGGAUGGUAUUCCGAUCAAAGAUACAGCGCUCGCAAACCUGGACGAAGACCUCAUUCAGUACAUGGAUGACUACUGGGGCGUCCAAUAG
Messenger RNA from Penicillium daleae, 3168 nucleotides. RefSeq lists its product as uncharacterized. Gene Ontology annotation, molecular function: protein binding. Lineage: Eukaryota; Fungi; Ascomycota; Eurotiomycetes; Eurotiales; Aspergillaceae. Bases 1 to 3168 code for a protein of 1055 amino acids. The record is from RefSeq and is a predicted model, not a curated record. The transcript has 2 exons.